GGCUCUCCAAGGCCCGGUAGUGACCAUGAAACCCCGGAUGAGCGAACACUCAAGCUAGGAAGGAGUGCGUAAAGUUUUCCCCAGCGUUGCGCAAUAUAUCAGCUAACAUUGUUACUCUAUAGCCAUUCGUAUCCUCCACGAGCGACUACCAACACUUCUCCAAUCUCCCCUUCCUCCGGAUAUCCUCUCCCCCCAAAUCACACUCGUCCUCUUCCCGUCGACCCACCCUCACCUACCGACCGUUACUGGAAAGAUCCCAUACCGAGCGGCACUAUGGACUGCACCUGUCGCCUGGGGUAGGAUCCCUGUGGUUGGAAACGUGAGAUUGGACAUCUUAUCCGAACGGAUGGUGAAGAUUGGCGGCCGUUCGGUUUCUCAGGAUGUCCGACACGAGAAGCUGGUCGUGAAAUGGAGGACGUGUGGCAAGUCGAGCAAAAACGGCAAUGGAGCCUUCGUAUCUGGUGCGGUCAGACAGCCUGGCGGAAUUGCUUCAACCGGUGCAAAGGGCGACCAGGAAGGGUUUACGGGACUGUUCAUAUUCGAAUUCGACGAGGAAGGCCGAAUCGUUAAGCACAUCAUCGAGCAGGCAGAUGAAGGGGAGAACUACGAUAAGACGGCACGCGUCAUCAGCGUUACGGACUGGCUUCUCGGGAGAGCGUGGGGGAAAAAGGAGGAGGCGAUGCCUGGCCUGGCUUUCGGAUGCUGCAGAAGCUCAUCGGACGAUGGUGGAUCGGACAGGCAAGAGCAAAUGAGAGCAAAUGAGGGGGUUAACGACAGGAAUUGGCAAGCACGGCGAAUUAGCUCCUUGAGCAUGUAAUGUUAUGUAUGAUUAGCUGUACCAGUACUCACCUCACGCAUCGGCAUCGGGUUGUGUCCUUGCAACGGGAUUUAACGUUAAGGUUAUGGUAGAAAGACCUCUUCGCUCCGUACUUCAUCAAUGCAUAGCACCAGAGACUCCUUCCGCAAAGGAAUUAACAUAACUGGGUGAUUGGAUACAAUAAUAGCAUAAACCCCAC
Messenger RNA from Eremomyces bilateralis CBS 781.70, 1016 nucleotides. RefSeq lists its product as uncharacterized. The transcript has a single exon. NCBI's taxonomy places the organism in Eukaryota, Fungi, Ascomycota, Dothideomycetes, Eremomycetales, Eremomycetaceae. The coding region runs from base 347 to 817 and encodes 156 amino acids. The record is from RefSeq and is a predicted model, not a curated record.